Molecule: messenger RNA, 3279 nt
Organism: Sinocyclocheilus anshuiensis
Lineage: Eukaryota; Metazoa; Chordata; Actinopteri; Cypriniformes; Cyprinidae
Product: protocadherin beta-5-like
Exons: 3
Coding region: 1-3279 (1092 amino acids)
Biological process (GO): homophilic cell-cell adhesion
Cellular component (GO): plasma membrane
Molecular function (GO): calcium ion binding
Source: RefSeq, a predicted model, not a curated record
AUGGCGAAAAUGUCUAAACUGCGUUUGGCCAAAUGGCGAUUAUGGAUAACAACGCUUCUCUUUUGCAUGGCAUCUGCUGAUGUUCGUUAUUCUGUGCCGGAGGAAACAAAGACAAAAUAUUUUAUUGGAAGUCUAAGUAAGGACCUUAAUUUGGAUUCCGAUCGCUUGAGGUUUCGCAAAGCCCGUUUGGAUUACCGAGGGGAUAAAAGAUAUUGUGAAGUAGACCUAGAUUCUGGAAAUAUUUUUGUUUCAGAAAGGAUCGACCGAGAGAUGCUGUGCGGAACGACCUCCCACUGCCUCAUGCACUUUGAAUUUAUUCUUGAAAAUCCUUUAGAGCUUCAUAACGUUGUUUUGGAGGUCCAGGAUAUCAAUGACAACCCUCCUGUUUUCCCCAAAGAUUCAAUUAAGCUAGAAAUAAGCGAAGCAGCACCUACCAGAAGUAAAUUACAAAUAGCUUGUGCACGCGAUUUGGAUGUUGGAAUGAAUUCAGUCCAGACCUACAUGCUUAGUCAAAACAAAUAUUUUGUUCUUGAUACAAAAUCAAAUAAAGACAGGUAUGUGGACAUUGUUUUGAAAAACAGCCUGGAUAGAGAGACAAAAGGAGAACAUUCCUUAAUAUUGUCUGCGGUGGAUGGGGGAAAUCCUCCUAAAUCUGGAACUGUUGUUAUUGAAGUGUUCGUGAUAGACGUGAAUGAUAAUGCACCAGUAUUUUCGCAGUCUUUGUACAACACUCGUUUAUUCGAAAAUGCAGCACUCGGAACGUCUGUCAUCAAAAUUGUUGCGACCGAUGUGGAUGAGGGCGCAAAUGGACAAAUAACAUAUUAUAUCAAUCACCUAUCUGACAACACAAAAGAAUUGUUUAAAAUUGACGAAAAUUAUGGAGAAAUAUCUGUAAUUGGACAGAUGGACCACGAGAAGUCCUCGUCGUACGAGAUGGAAGUGCAGGCGGAGGACGGUGGAGGUCAGACAGGCCACUGUAAAGUUGUUAUUGAAAUAGAUGACAUAAAUGAUAACGCGCCUGUUAUAUCAGUAAAGUCUCUGAAAAACCAAAUCCCAGAAAACAUCCCACCCGGUUCAGAGAUCGCUGUAAUAAACGUGAAGGACCAAGAUUCCGGUGAAAACAGCCGGGUUAGUUGUUCCAUUUCUUCAAGUCUGCCAUUUCAACUACAGCCGUACAUCAAGUCUUAUUUAAUUAUCACUACAACUCGUUCGCUUGAUCGGGAGCAAAUCGAAAAGUAUAAUGUAACAAUAACAGCAACGGAUGGAGGUACACCCCCCUUAUUCUCGAAUCUAACUCUGAACAUACAAGUUUCAGACAUCAACGACAACUCCCCUACAUUUGAGUUACAGACAUAUGUUGUUUAUAUAAGUGAAAAUAACAAACCAGGCACUUCUGUCUGUUCUGUCAGUGCAAAUGACCCAGACUGGAGACAGAACGGGACUGUACUGUACUCUCUGGUUCCCAGUGAAGUCAGUGGGGUCCAAGUGUCCUCAUUUCUAUCUAUUAAUGGAGAUACAGGGGUGAUUCAUGCUGUAAGAUCAUUUGACUAUGAGCAGUUCAGAAACUUCACUGUCAAAGCUGUUGCCAGAGACAAUGGAUCUCCACCGCUCAGCAGUAACGUGACUGUGAAAGUCUUCAUAACAGAUGAGAAUGAUAACUCUCCACAGAUAUUAUACCCUGUUCCUGGUGGAAAGUCUUUAAUGACUGAAAUGGUCCCUAAAGCGACUCUGUCAGGCUCUCUGGUGUCCAAGGUGAUCGCUGUAGAUGCUGACUCUGGACAGAAUGCAUGGCUGUCCUAUCAUAUUGUCAAAUCUACUGAUCCUGGACUUUUCUCCAUUGGUCUCCAUAGUGGAGAGAUCAAAACACAACGAGACAUUUCUGAAUCUGACAAUAUGAAGCAGAGCCUCGUUAUUUCAGUGAAGGACAACGGGCAGCCCUCUCUGUCUACAACCUGUGCUGUAAAUUUACUAAUUUCUGACAACCUUUCUGAAGUUCCUGAACUUAAAGAUAUGACUUAUAAGGACAACAACUCUAAAUUAACGUCCUACUUGAUCAUUGCAUUAGUUUCUUUGUCCACCUUCUUCCUGACGUUCAUCAUACUGAUCGUGGCAGUGAAGUUUUGUCACAGGAGAAAGCCCAGACUGUUGUUUGAUGGAGCAGUUGCUGUUCCCAGCGCCUAUCUCCCUCCCAACUAUGCAGAGGUGGAUGGAGCAGGAACUCUCCGCAGCUCUUAUAAUUAUGACGCGUAUUUAACCUCAGGCUCGCGCACCAGUGACUUUAAGUUUGUGAGCUCAUAUAAUGAAAACACACUUCCUGCUUGUGGGACUCUGAUAAGGAGUGACAUCGAUUCUAAUAUGUUGCGCCUGUCUGACGAAGGAGAGUGUACAGAGUUCAGAAACUUCACUGUCAACGUUGUUGCCAGAGACAAUGGAUCUCCACCGCUCAGCAGUAACGUGACUGUGAAAGUCUUCAUAACAGAUGAGAAUGAUAACUCUCCACAGAUAUUAUACCCUGUUCCUGAUGGAAAGUCUUUAAUGACAGAAAUGGUCCCUAAAGCGACUCUCUCAGGCUCUCUGGUGUCCAAGGUGAUCGCUGUAGAUGCUGACUCUGGACAGAAUGCAUGGCUGUCCUAUCAGAUUGUCAAAUCUACUGAUCCGAGACUGUUCACUAUUGGUCUCCAUAGUGGAGAGAUCAAAACACAACGAGACAUUUCUGAAUCUGACAAUAUGAAGCAGAGCCUCGUUAUUUCAGUGAAGGACAACGGGCAGCCCUCUCUGUCUACAACCUGUGCUGUAAAUUUACUAAUUUCUGACAACCUUUCUGAAGUCCCUGAACUUAAAGAUAUUACUUAUGAGGACAACAACUCUAAACUGACGUCAUAUUUGAUCAUUGCAUUAGUUUCUGUGUCCACCUUCUUCCUGACGUUCAUCAUACUGAUCGUGGCAGUGAAGUUUUGUCACAGGAGAAAGCCCAGACUGUUGUUUGAUGGAGCAGUUGCUGUUCCCAGCGCCUAUCUCCCUCCCAACUAUGCAGAGGUGGAUGGAGCAGGAACUCUCCGCAGCUCUUACAAGUAUGACGCGUAUCUAACCACAGGCUCGCGCACCAGUGACUUUAAGUUUGUGAGCUCGUAUAAUGAAAACACGCUUCCUGCUGGUGGGACUCUGAAAAAGGAGCACAAUUUUCAUUUUGGCUCGAGCAUGAUAACAAUUGACGUUACAGAAAAUGAAGAUGAGGGCAUUUCAUAUCAGCGUAUCUGUAAAAGCCAUUUGCCACUAUAA